UCGACUCUCGAAUCGGGGGUCAGUAUUUGUCGUGUUGUCGGUAUUGCUGUGAAUAUUAUAUAUUUGAAUACAACUUGCAAUCCGCGUCUUUGAUCUUGUUAGGUUAGAAUACGCAAUUCAUUCGUAUUGUGCAAUAAUCUGCAUCGUUAGUUUCAAAACUUAACAAUUCUUUGUUUAUUUGAUAAAUACGUUCAAUUAUGGUGUGGGUGGUUAAGCCGAUGAUCGCUGAUAUGUACAAUAUGGUGACUAUCAGCCAGUUCAGCAUAUCAUCCGAUUCGUAUUAUGGUUACGUGCCAUGCUUCAAGCGUGAAGAUCAGCAAGAAUCCCCAUCAAGGCACGACUCCCGAUUAGAAACCGUCGAUAGUACUCAGCAAUGCUGCUUCUGGCGAUUGCAAAAGGAACAAUUGCAAGAGCAACGAUCGCUAGAGCAACAGGAGAUGAGAUUUUGUGGUCAUAAGCGCAAGUUUUGUGAUUAUCUGUCGCGGGAUCAUGAACUAGCCAUUCCACAAGUAAAAAAAUGUCGAAAGGAGACCACAGCGAUGUUUGUAUCGCCUAGAAUACAAGACAUGGAUUGGGAUUGUGAUUCAAAUACUAUGAGCACUAAUCCAACUAAUAUAGUUAAUUGCAGUACUUUAGAACAACAACCCUCAUCAAGUACAGGCUGCUACCAGGUAGCAGGUAAUUCUAGUUUGAUAAGUAAACAAGAUCAUAAUCAUAGCGAUGGUGAUGUACUGAACAGAAGCAACAUCGAGUAUGAGAAGUUAUUAUUCACGACUCAUGGUUGUUCUGUAUACCAUCACCAACGCGCACAGUUACUUGACAAUCGUAUGAUAACAGAAUUUUAAGAGACACAUCCGACUAAUCUGAGUUUCAUAUAUUCAUCUGACUACACCUACAUUUCUAUCUAUAUUUAUAUUUACAUACUAUAUAAGUCAUUACUUUGUACUUUUAUGGAAGAUAAUAAAUAAAUACUUUUUUAUGAUUGAAAGGAAA
Molecule: messenger RNA, 993 nt
Organism: Ooceraea biroi (clonal raider ant)
Lineage: Eukaryota; Metazoa; Arthropoda; Insecta; Hymenoptera; Formicidae
Source: RefSeq, a predicted model, not a curated record